Rhagoletis pomonella (apple maggot) is the source of this 1548-nucleotide messenger RNA. RefSeq lists its product as uncharacterized. NCBI's taxonomy places the organism in Eukaryota, Metazoa, Arthropoda, Insecta, Diptera, Tephritidae. Gene Ontology annotation, molecular function: nucleic acid binding. The record is from RefSeq and is a predicted model, not a curated record. Bases 1 to 1548 code for a protein of 515 amino acids. The transcript is spliced from 3 exons.
AUGGAAGCAUUUAUUCGCCUAACAGAAUCGGUCAUAGAAUUUGAGGCUGAUAUUAGCAGCACGCCCACCGCAGAGCAAAAUAAGCACGGUCUUGCUAUACAGCAGGAAGAAUUAAAAACUAUGUGGGAAAAAACAAAAGCAGCAUACGAUAUGCUUAUAAGCCAAGAAGGUUUGCCGAAAGAAGAUAUAAGAGCUAUCAGAAAAAAGCAUAAAAAUUCAUUUGCUAGCUAUGUUAAAGGUGCUAUUCUAGGAACAGCUCGCGUAAAUAUACAUUUUAAUGGCACCGAUUUUUCCGCAAGAGCUCUUAUUGAUUCCGGGUCUGAGUGUUCCUUUAUAACAGAAAGACUCAAACGCAGAAUCAACCUGCCAUCCAAAAGGCUGCAUGCCCAAGUUUCGGGCAUCACGAACUCCAUAUCCGCGCAGGUUAAAGAAGCGUGCAAAAUUGAACUUCGGUCACCGAUUGAUCCAUUAUUCCGCUUAGGCACCACUGUGCUCGUCUUAGCACAACUAACUGGAAAUCUUCCAACCACCCAUAUCAGCGCCAAAACUAAACAAGCAUUUCCAGAUCUGGUUUUGGCCGAUAAAAGGUUCUUUGUUAACGAACAAGGAGGAGACAUCUAUCCAGAAAUAAUUUUGAGCGGUUUGAAGAAAAAUGUACUCAACACUCUUCUCGUCCAAGAAACCGUGUUCGGUUGGAUACUAACCGGUCGCACAGACGCACCAAAUCCACUGAACAAUAUAGUGUCCUAUCAUAGCGAAGUUACACUGGAUAAACAACUUACAGCAUUCUGGGAACCUGAAGAUAUACCUAAAAGCAAAACCAUGAACGAGGACGACACUUAUUCUUCUCGAUCAUUACGAUCCGAAAUGAAGGCGUUCAUAGCAGAAGCGCGUGAUAAAACCGUAUCGAAAUAUGGUCAUCAAACGCUUACAUGGCAUUUUAUACCCCCAGCAGCUCCUCACAUGGGCGGACUGUGGGAGGCGGGUGUAAAGAGUUUCAAAAACCACUUCAAAAAGAUUGCAUCCACCCAUAAAUACACCUUUGAGGACCUCAGUACCUUUUUAUGCCGAGUUGAGUCUUGUCUCAACUCGCGACCUUUAAGUCCCUCAUCGAGCGAGCCAACUGACUUGGAGCCUCUAACUCCUGGUCAUUUCCUCAUAGGCGGUCAUUUACUCGCGCCACCGGAAUUAGAUGUAAAUGAAAAUCCAGCCUCCAUAGUAAAUAGGUGGCAGAAAUUAAAGGCAUUACAUCAAACCUUUUGCAGGCGAUGGAAGUCAGAACACCUAUCUGAACUACAGAAGCGAAUUAAGUGGAAACAUCCCAAGGAAAAUAUUAAACCUGGUGACCUGGUCGUCAUCAAGGAAGACAACUUAGCCCCAACCGAAUGGAGGUUAGGACGAGUUGUCAACGUACACCCCGGUGCCGACAGCAGAGUACGAGUAGUGGACAUCUUGACGGAGAAAGGUCAAGUCACUAGACCACUGGUGAAGUUGGUUCUACUCCCGCCAUGCAGCGAUGGAAACUCGGAGCCAACAACCACCUCGUAA